Messenger RNA from Lodderomyces theae, 1326 nucleotides. RefSeq lists its product as uncharacterized. The record is from RefSeq and is a predicted model, not a curated record. The transcript has a single exon. The coding region runs from base 1 to 1326 and encodes 441 amino acids. Lineage: Eukaryota; Fungi; Ascomycota; Pichiomycetes; Serinales; Debaryomycetaceae.
AUGUUGAAGCAGUUUGUACAGCCAGAUUACUUGCUUGAAAGUCUGAAUGGUUCGACGCCAUCGACCAAUUCGACACUAACAAAUCCAGUCACCAAAAAGUCCACUGGUUCUUUGAGAGUUCCCAGCUUCACCUUUGCCAGAGUGGUAUCUCAAGAACGUCGCUAUCCAACAGUCCAAGCUGGAGUCAACGGAGAUGAUUCAAAUGGCAAUGCCCUUUCAAGCAAAAGGACAAAUUUUCUCAAGGUUUGCUCCUGGCCAUUUUCCAAGAUUGAUGGAAGUAAUGGAAGAGCAGCGGUCAAGUCAGAGGAUGUAUCAGUGAAAGAACCAGAUUCUAGAUAUUUUCAUGAGACUUACGACCAGGUAAAAACCAUUGCUGCAUUUGACAAGCACUUGACUCCGAAUCAAAAUGCACAGAACCUGUUGUCAAACCUUCAAGCACAGCAGCAGCAGCAGCAGCAGCAGCAGCGCCCUCUCACUGGUAAUCCUAGUUUGGAAAAUAUGGGUCAACAACGAUUGGGCGAACGGGUCGAUAAGUUGGGUAAAGUGUUCAACAGAAGAAAACAUCAACAAAGGGGUAUGGAAGACGGCACGAAAAGAUGUGUUGUCUUGUCAAAUUUGGAUUCAUCAAUGGGAAUAAAUUCAGUCGUUCAACAAGUUUGCGGGGGACCUUUGGAGAAAGUGGUGCGAGUUUCCAGCCACAGGGUAAAGUUGUAUUUCAUAUUUCCACAACAGGCCAAACAGUUUUACCAAUAUGGAAGCGCAACGGGGUUGCUCAAGGUUAAUGGCAUCAGAUUGAGUGUGAGUUGGGGAGACGAUGAUUAUCGUGAAGAGACACCAAGAAAGGUAGAGGAGGAUGUUGAAAAUCACAACAAUAAUUUCGCACUGGUCAAUUUUAACAGCAACAACAACAGCAAGCCUACUUCCAAGGGCCUGUUUCUAGACCCCCAUCUGACCUUACCCAGAGCCCUUUACCACGAUAUAUUAACCAGCGGAUGUAGAAGGUGUUUAAUUGUUUCCAAGAUAAUUAUUGGGAAAAAAAUCAGGCCCGGUGACAAGAUGUUUUAUCCAGAACCUGAGAUUCAUUAUUCUCAAGAGUUGCAAAUUCAUAAUAUCAGAGAAGAUUUUGAGCAGUUUGGAGAAGUUAUGGACAUUGGAAGUGUUAUAUCAAGGAAGUUAAGCUUCAGUGUGUUUUACUACGAUAUCAGAUGUGCAAUCAAAGCCAAAACUGAAUUUGAGACAAUUGGCACCACCUUGCAUCACAAGUAUAAAGAUUGGGCCAUUUGGUAUGGUAAAGAUAUCACUGAUCGUGCUUGUUUUGUGCUCUAG